UAUAUUUUUCCUUCAUCAUUUUCUUUGUAUUGAACUCAGCUUUUUUCUUUCUUCCGAAACCCUUCUUCGCAUUUAGUGCCCCCUCCCUCCCAUUUCCGGCUUAGUGCUUAAUCUUCGCCGCCUCCCCCACGUACUCUCAGUUGCUUCCACCUACGCCGUCGCCGGCUUUUCAGAUCCACCUCAAGGUUCUGGUUUGUAAGGGAUAGAGUUGUUGUUGUGGCACUUUCAGAGAGGGGUUGUAAUUUGACCAUGCAAAAUUUGCAUAAUUUAAUUUACCGUCUCAGUUCCACUUCUCUUGGAAAAAAUACAAAUACUUCAAGACUUCUAAAACAAAAUGUAGGGUGUAAUUUACUUGUUGAUUCAGUUUCAACAUUGAAGCAUGUUCAAGGAGCUUGGUUAACCACUUUGAGAGAGUUCUCUGCGAAAUCUGGUGGAUUUGGUGGAGGUGAUACUAAGAAUGAAUGGGAUAAAAGUGUGAGCGAAUCGUUUUCUGGCCCGACAUCGGAUGAUUUAGGCUGGGAUUCUGCUUCCUCUUGGUCUACUGGAUUGACCAAAGAGCAUUUUGAUGGGGAGGCUGUAGGCCGCAGGGCUAGUGGAGGAGGUAAUUCAGAAUCACCCCAGUCUUCAUUAGUUUCUGGGUUGCAAGAAUUUGAAGACAAAGUAAGGGAACUAGAGGCGGAAAACCGGAAAAGCAAAGUCUAUGUGGAUAAGUGGGGUGAAAGGAUGAGGGAGACGAGCAUUCUUUUGAAACAAGUAAAAGAGCCUGGCGCUAGAGGAUCUUAUCUCAAAGACUCAGAGAAAGCCGAGAUGUAUCGCUUGCACAAGGAGAACCCUGAGGUAUAUACCAUCGAGAAGCUUGCUAAAGAUUACAGGAUUAUGAGGCAAAGGGUUCAUGCCAUUCUUUGGCUGAAAGAGCUUGAAGAGGAAGAGGAGAAAAAAUUGGGCCACCCGUUGGAUGAUUCUGUUGAGCUUUUACUCGAUAACUUCCCUGAAUUCUUUAAAUCCCAUGACCGAGAAUUCCAUGUGGCAUCCCUUCCGUACAAACCUGAUUUCAAGGUUAUGCCCGAGGGUUGGGAUGGUACAACCAGAGAUUUGGAUGAAGUCCAUUAUGAGAUUUCCCAAAAAGAAGACGAAAUGCUUUAUCAAGAAUUUGUCGAGAAGUUGAAUUUUAACAAAAAGAAAGUUGCAGGAGAGGUCUUCCGCCACAAAUAUAGUAGGCGUCGGGAUGCAGAUGGAUGGAAAUUCACAAUAGAGAAACUGGGACCUCGAGGAAAACAGGGAAGCGGUGGUGGAAGGAAGUUUGUCAGCUUGCCCAAUGGUUCAAGCCGGCCAUUGAACGAAAUGGAGAAGAUGUAUGUGAGGCGAGAAACACCUCGCCAUCGACGUAAAAUCCUUCCAUGAUAAGCUUCGAGCAGUUACCGGACAUCAUUUUGAUUGUGUAUUUCAUGAUAUAAAUAGUUUGAAAGAAACUGGAUACAUCCACCAGGAUGAUUUCACAAUUUUCUUGUUUGGCAUCAUCUGAAGUAGGAUUUUCUCUUUUUGUGACCGACCUGUUUUUGUUUGAACUUUCGUGCAUUGAUGUUGUAGUUUUCCCUGGUAGUUCAGUAUCUGCAUAACAGAUUCUUUUAAUAAUGUAGCCCAAGGAUAAAAAGGUUGGAGAAAAAUAUUGAUUAUAUAGUUGGAAGUUAAAACUUUCUUUUUAUUGCUUUA
Cucumis sativus (cucumber) is the source of this 1710-nucleotide messenger RNA. RefSeq lists its product as uncharacterized. Lineage: Eukaryota; Viridiplantae; Streptophyta; Magnoliopsida; Cucurbitales; Cucurbitaceae. The transcript is spliced from 4 exons. The record is from RefSeq and is a predicted model, not a curated record. The coding region runs from base 250 to 1401 and encodes 383 amino acids.